AUAUCCCCAUCCAUUUUCCCUUUACAAAGUAACUCUCCCCCUCUCUCUCUAAAAAGGCUCUUCUUUCUCUUUCUAAAAGUUGCUGAGAGGACUGAGUUCCCUGCGCUGAAUCCUGUAUGCUCAAAACUAUUUCCUACUGUCUCUCUAAGUGUAACCCUAAUUAAGGCGAACUGUCUACUGCAGCUGUAUUGUGGAAGAAGUUUUCGAGUUGACGUCCCCAGAGUUGUCUUCUCUCUCGUUGCACAAUGAAGCCUGGGCGCUCUUCAUUUCUUAAACCGGGCCAAUUGUGAAACCUAGUCAGGGCAAAGGGGCCUUUACAGUGGAGGCAGGGCACAAAUUCAAAAUGAGCCCUAUUCAGAACUUGGAGCAACAUUCAAGGCGCCUCCUUGAGCCCGAUCUUACUAUGCAAGUGCGGCUUACAAUGGCCACAGAGGUUCGUGAUAGCCUCGAGAUUGUGCACUCCUCAGAGUACCUGAACUUCCUCAAAUGUUAUUUCAGGGUUUUCUCAACGAUUUUGACUCAACUUACGAAACCCCAAUUCGCAGAUAGCAUUGAGCACAAAGUUCGCAAUGUUAUUGUGGAAAUUUUGAACAGGCUCCCCCAUAGUGAGGUCCUCAGGCCAUUUGUGCAGGAUCUUCUAAAGGUUGCAAUGCAUGUGCUUACAACUGAUAAUGAGGAGAAUGGGCUCAUCUGUCUUCGCAUCAUAUUUGAUUUGCUUAGGAAUUUCAGGCCAACAUUGGAGGCGGAGGUUCAACCUUUUCUUGACUUUGUGUGCAAG
This is a messenger RNA of Amborella trichopoda, 778 nucleotides long. Lineage: Eukaryota; Viridiplantae; Streptophyta; Magnoliopsida; Amborellales; Amborellaceae. The record is from RefSeq and is a predicted model, not a curated record.